Clunio marinus is the source of this 1393-nucleotide messenger RNA. NCBI's taxonomy places the organism in Eukaryota, Metazoa, Arthropoda, Insecta, Diptera, Chironomidae. The record is from the annotation of a GenBank genome assembly.
AUGAUACAAGAUGCAGAAGAUAAAGGAUUAUUAACUCCAGGAGUGUCAACAAUUAUCGAACCAACAUCUGGCAAUACAGGAAUAGGACUAGCAAUGGCAAGUGCAGUUCGUGGCUACCGUUGCAUUAUUGUGCUUCCCGAAAAGAAUUCAGAUGAGAAAGUGAACACUUUAACUGCACUUGGUGCUGAAAUCGUCAGAACAAGAACUGAAGCAAAGUUCAAUGAACCUGAUUCAUUAGUUGCAGUUGCACAGAGAUUGCAAAAAGAAAUUCCCAACUCUGUCAUUUUAAAUCAGUAUACAAAUUCUGGCAAUCCAUUGGCACAUUACGAUGGAACUGGAGCUGAAAUUCUUUACCAACUUGACAAUAAAGUUGACAUGGUUGUGUUGGGUGCUGGAACUGGUGGAACUGUAACUGGAGUUGGAAGACAAAUCAAAGAAGUUUGUCCUGAUUGCAAGAUCGUUGCUGUUGAUCCUGAAGGAUCGAUCUUAGCACGUCCUGAAUCAUUGAACAAUUCUGAUGUCGUUGUUUAUGAUGUUGAAGGAAUUGGAUAUGAUUUCAUUCCCACAGUUCUUGAUCAUUCUGUUGUUGACCAAUGGGUGAAAUCAAACGAUGCAAUGGCACUUCCAAUAUCACGAAGGUUAAUUCGUGAAGAAGGUUUUCUAUGUGGUGGAUCAUCAGGUGCCGCAAUGUCUGUUGCUUUAAAAGUCGCUCAAGAGCUACGAGAAGAUCAAACAUGCGUCGUUAUUUGUCCCGAUAACAUUCGUAACUAUAUGACAAAAUUCGUUGUUGAUCAAUGGAUGGAAGCAAGAAACUUGAAAGAAUCGUUGAACAUUCAUUUUCAUUCAUGGUGGGAUCGCAAAGUUUCAGAUAUGAUUGCUGAAAUUAAGGAACAUCAACUGAUUUUACCAACAACAUCAACAUGCCAAGAAGUGAUACAAAACAUGAAGAACAAAAAUGUCGAACAAAUACCAAUUGUUAAUGAAAAAGGGGAUCUUGAAGGUAUUGCAACAGUCAACUUUCUAAUGAACAAAAUGUUGGAUACAUCGUUAAACAACACCGAUCAAAUUCAAAAAGCUUUAUUUAAAAAGUUUGUAAAAGUGAAUUGCGAAACUAAUGUUGGAAGACUUUCAAGAAUUUUAGAAAAAGAACCUUUCGUCGUUGUUGCUUGCUGUGAGAAUAAUGAUGAACAAGAAGAGAAUCAAAAUAAUUCGAUGGGAAAAAAAUCUUUUGCGAUUGUGACACAGAAGGACAUGUUCAACUAUCUGUCCAGUGUUUGAGAAUGAAAUACUAAAUUAAAGUUAAAAUUUUUAAAAUAGAAUCCAACAAAAAUUAUUUUUUGUAAUGAUAAAUCAUUCAAAUAUGAAAUAAAAAUUAUCGUCAUGAAAAGCAGUA